Messenger RNA from Monodelphis domestica (gray short-tailed opossum), 1061 nucleotides. It is a transcript of the gene NMU, whose product is annotated as neuromedin U. Gene Ontology annotation, molecular function: neuromedin U receptor binding. The record is from RefSeq and is a predicted model, not a curated record. Gene Ontology annotation, cellular component: terminal bouton. Gene Ontology annotation, biological process: positive regulation of synaptic transmission; positive regulation of smooth muscle contraction; neuropeptide signaling pathway. Lineage: Eukaryota; Metazoa; Chordata; Mammalia; Didelphimorphia; Didelphidae.
AUGGAGGCGGAGAGGUGGCAGGAGGCGAGUGACGCGCCAAGAUGCUCAAAGCAGGCUCGGCCCACAGGUUCUGGAGGUAUAAAAGUUUGGGGAGAGAAUUGUCAGAUCAGCAGCUCCACAGCGGAGAGCAAAGAACAGAUGCUCUCAGGACACUCGAGUCCACAAGGAGGAGCCGUGGGAACUUUGGUAGAACAGACGUGCUCGGUUGGAGAAAUCUUCAGUGCAACAAGCAUCCCUGACCACCGGGAAAACUCGAGGAUGCCCAGGGAUCACAGCUGCCGCCAGCUGCCUCCGCUGACUGGCUACCCCAGGGCUGAGAAACAGCUGUUGGGAUGUGGGCGUCCAGCUGCUCCUCUCUUCCUGCUCUUCUUAGCUUCCUGGGCAUGUAUCUGUCAAGGUGUUGCAAUAUCACCUCUGGCCAUACAGACAGACAAAGAGUUACAGCUGUGGAACAAGCUAGAUAAUGCUUGUUCAGAUUUCCUGUCUGUUGACCCUCAGCCUCAGGCAUCCAGCGAACUGGAAGACCUUUGCUAUACUAUUAUGGGAAUUUUACCAAAACCACAGGAAUCAGAUGAAAAGGACAACACCAAAAGGUUUUUAUUUCAUUAUUCUAAGACGCAUGAUUCAGGCAACUCAGAUGUCAUGUCAUCUGUCGUGCAUCCUUUGCUGCAGCUCGUUCCUCAACUGCAUGAGAGAAGAAUGAAGAGAUUCAAAGUGGACGAAGAAUCUCAAGGACCUGGAAGAAUUCAAAGUCGGGGAUACUUUUUAUUCAGGCCACGCAAUGGAAGAAGAUCACCAAGCUUCCGCUAAAAAGACAUUUGAAGUACUCUAAUGUUGGAGUGGCAGUGCAGUAAACCUGUUUUUUGCUCAAAGAAUACUCUCUCAAUUGUACAAUUUUUGAGAAUUUCCUGAAAUGUAAAUGCACUCCAAUUAGACUUGGUUAAAAAUGUAAAUGUUUCUUUAAUUUCCUGAAUACAGUAAAAAGCAUCUUAAAAUGUUUCCUAGUAGUCUACUAUUUACACAUGGAAUAAAACUAUGACACUUGCAUGUCAGGAACAUUA